UUGGCAGCAUGUCCACUGGCACACAGACCACCUCCUUGCAGGGCUCCAAGCUUCUUGGCAGCGGAGACGUGCAGAGCUCCGGAUCCUCCCAAGUCCUGCUGACGUCCAAAAACGCGUCGCAACACCUAAUCUCGUUGGGGAUCAAAGAGGGUCUGGGCAUCCUCAAAGUGGCCACGGCUCAGUGGAAACAGGACAAAAAGACGACGGAUGAAGCCAUGAGGCAAUCCGCGCACUGUACCAACCCGUGCAAGAGAUCGCCUCUGGACCAGCUGGCCGCCCUGGUUUUUCACGGCCAAACCUGGAAUCGGCAGAUAUGUGAAGAACCACGACAGGACCGCUUGUUUUCCACCAAGCCGCAGAACUGCAAACGCAUCGUGGUUCUUGGCGCACCACGUGUCGGUAAGACUUCCAUCCUGCGACGAUACCUCCGAGAUGGAUUUGCGGAGGAAUACAAGCCCACAUCCGAGGAUUUUGUCCGUAAACUGUUCCGUAUCCGCGGUGAGACUUAUCAGGUUGACAUACUGGAUGCAUCCAGGGAGAGGGACUUCCCAGCCAAGCGACGGUUGUCCAUCCUUACUGGGGACAUUUUCCUGCUGGUCUUUAGUGUGGAUGACAGAAGCUCCUUUGAAGAGGUCUGCGCACUCAGACAGGAGAUUCUUGCUGCCAAAUCCAAACUCACAAAAAGGUCCCAACUUGCCUUGGUGGUGUGCGCCAAUAAAGUGGACCUCCUGGAGUCUGAGAGGGACGUCUCACAGGCGGAGGUGCUCCGAGCUCUGGGAGAAAACUGUGCCUACUUCGAAACAUCUGCAAAGGACAGCACCAAUCUGGAGAAGGUGUUCGAGGCCUUGGCGAAGCGCGGCGGGCUUCCGGCUGAAACGGGGCCGUCACAGCAUCGCAAAGUCUCUCUACGGUCCUACCAGGCAAUGCGCACUGAAAGCGUCCGAGUCCAAUCUGCGAGAAACGAUGAUGCCUGCGGGGUCCUGUACCCGCUGGCCCAAAGGCCGAGCUUCAGCGCAGAUCUGCGGCAUGUCAUUGGGACACAUGGUGCACAAAAGGGCGGCAAAACACAAGAAAGAUGUCACAUUCAAUGAGAGACUGAAUGACUGGUAGGCAUUGUUCAACUAAAUUAUUUGUAUUAAAUAUUUGAAAUAAACACAAUUCUAUGAUAUUGCACUUUA
This is a messenger RNA of Entelurus aequoreus (snake pipefish), 1178 nucleotides long. It is a transcript of the gene rasd2b, whose product is annotated as RASD family member 2b. The transcript has 2 exons. Bases 9 to 1091 code for a protein of 360 amino acids. Gene Ontology annotation, molecular function: GTPase activity; GTP binding. NCBI's taxonomy places the organism in Eukaryota, Metazoa, Chordata, Actinopteri, Syngnathiformes, Syngnathidae. The record is from RefSeq and is a predicted model, not a curated record.